Molecule: messenger RNA, 2354 nt
Organism: Suricata suricatta (meerkat)
Lineage: Eukaryota; Metazoa; Chordata; Mammalia; Carnivora; Herpestidae
Gene: AIFM3
Product: apoptosis inducing factor mitochondria associated 3
Exons: 21
Coding region: 209-2026 (605 amino acids)
Biological process (GO): execution phase of apoptosis
Cellular component (GO): cytoplasm; mitochondrion
Molecular function (GO): 2 iron, 2 sulfur cluster binding; flavin adenine dinucleotide binding; oxidoreductase activity, acting on NAD(P)H
Source: RefSeq, a predicted model, not a curated record
CCUGCUUUCCAGGGAAGCCUCAGUCCACCUCUGGGCAGGGAGGAAGAAGCUGUGGCUGCCCCUGGAGGAGGUCCUGGAGGCAUUUCCUGCUGGGAUGGCAGCUCCAGCAUCUUUAAGGGCCACGGGGGGUCCAGCCCCACCGGGGGCACCCUAGGACUCCCACAGCCAUCUGUGCGCCUGCCCCCCACUCAUCUGUGGGCCACUCGCCAUGGGUGGGUGCUUCUCCAAGCCCAAGCCAGUGGAGCUCAAGAUCGAGGUGGUGCUGCCUGAGAAGGAACGGGGCAAGGAGGAGCUGUCAGCCAGCGGGAAGGGCAGCCCCCGGGCCUACCAGGGCAAUGGCACAGCCCGCCACUUCCACACUGAGGAGCGCCUGCCUGCUCCUCACCCGUAUCCUGGGGCUCAGGACUGUGUGGAGGCUGCCGUCUGCCAUGUCAAGGACCUCGAGAAUGGCCAGAUGCGGGAAGUAGAGCUGGGCUGGGGGAAGGUGUUGCUGGUGAAGGACAACGGGGAGUUCCACGCCCUGGGCCACAAGUGUCCACACUAUGGUGCACCCCUGGUGAAAGGUGUGCUGUCCCGUGGCCGGGUGCGCUGCCCCUGGCAUGGUGCCUGCUUCAACAUCAGCACCGGUGACCUGGAGGAUUUCCCUGGCCUGGACAGUCUGCACAAAUUCCAGGUGAAGAUUGAGAAGGAGAAGGUGUACGUCCGAGCCAGUAAGCAGGCCUUGCAGCUACAGCGAAGAACCAAGGUGAUGGCCAAGUGUAUCUCUCCAAGUGCUGGCCACAGCAGCAGCACCAACGUGCUCAUUGUAGGCGCAGGUGCCGCUGGCUUGGUGUGUGCGGAGACACUGCGACAGGAGGGGUUCUCAGACAGGAUUGUCUUGUGCACGCUGGACCGGCACCUCCCCUAUGACCGGCCUAAGCUCAGCAAGUCCCUGGAUGCACAGCCUGAGCUGCUGGCUCUGAGGCCCAAGGAGUUCUUCCGAGCCUAUGGCAUCGAGGUGCUCACUGAGGCCCAGGUGGUAACGGUGGAUGUGAGAAAUAAGAAGGUCGUGUUCAAGGAUGGCUUCAAGCUGGAGUACAGCAAGCUGCUGCUCGCACCAGGGAGCAGCCCUAAGACGCUGAACUGCAAAGGCAAAGAGGUGGAGAACGUGUUCACCAUCCGGACGCCUGAAGAUGCCAAUCGCGUGGUGAGGCUGGCCCGUGGCCGCAAUGCGGUGGUCGUGGGAGCUGGCUUCCUGGGGAUGGAGGUGGCUGCGUAUCUGACGGAAAAGGCCCACUCAGUGUCUGUGGUAGAGCUGGAGGAAACGCCCUUCAGGAGGUUUUUGGGGGAACGUGUCGGCCGUGCCCUCAUGAAGAUGUUUGAGAACAACCGGGUCAAGUUCUACAUGCAGACAGAGGUGUCUGAGCUGCGGGCCCAGGAGGGAAAGCUGAAGGAGGUUGUGCUGAAGAGCAGCAAGGUUGUACGGGCUGACGUCUGUAUUGUGGGCAUUGGCGCGGUGCCUGCCACGGGCUUCCUGAGGCAGAGCAGCAUCAAUCUGGAUUCUCGAGGCUUCAUCCCUGUCAACAAGAUGAUGCAGACCAACGUCCCAGGCGUGUUUGCAGCUGGCGAUGCUGUCACUUUCCCCUUGGCCUGGAGAAACAAUCGGAAAGUGAAUAUCCCACACUGGCAGAUGGCUCAUGCCCAGGGGCGCGUGGCGGCCCAGAACAUGCUGGCUCAGGAGGCGGAGAUCAGCACCGUGCCCUACCUGUGGACAGCCAUGUUUGGCAAGAGCCUGCGCUACGCGGGGUACGGAGACGGCUUCGACGACGUCAUCAUCCAGGGAGAUCUGGAAGAACUCAAGUUCGUGGCUUUUUACACCAAAGGCGACGAGGUGAUUGCUGUGGCCAGCAUGAAUUAUGAUCCCAUCGUGUCCAAGGUGGCUGAGGUGCUAGCCUCAGGCCGUGCCAUCCGAAAGCGGGAGGUGGAGCUGUUUGUGCUACACAGCAAGACCGGCGACAUGUCCUGGCUCACAGGGAAAGGAUCCUGAGCUCGCAUGCAGCAGACUUGGGCAGGCACGCUGGGGCACCAGGGACAGAGGCCAAGCCUUGGGGGCAGGUGCCAACCUCCAAUUUCCCAGGAUCCCCCAGGGCAGAACCUGAGCCUUCCCAGUGCUUGCCUCCGGUUGCCUGGCUCACCUCCAGGGAGGCUUCUGCUGCCUCCAGGAGAUGCUUAUCCCCCAAGGCCUCAGCUGCCACUGAUGUCUGGCAAUGGAGGCAGGACAGGCCUGUCCUCUUCUUCCUUUCUUGAGACCAGUUCCCUACAAGACCCUGCAACAUAUUAGAUAUUAUCUUAAAAUUAAAACGCACACAUUUGCA